Messenger RNA from Chionomys nivalis (European snow vole), 2755 nucleotides. RefSeq names its product signal regulatory protein alpha (gene Sirpa). The transcript has 8 exons. Bases 487 to 1998 code for a protein of 503 amino acids. Gene Ontology annotation, cellular component: plasma membrane. The record is from RefSeq and is a predicted model, not a curated record. Lineage: Eukaryota; Metazoa; Chordata; Mammalia; Rodentia; Cricetidae. Gene Ontology annotation, biological process: positive regulation of T cell activation; positive regulation of phagocytosis.
GCGCAGAGCCGAGGCGGGCGGCGCAGCUCGCGGGGCGCACUGGGGCGCGGGCGGGAAGGUGCGGGCGCGGGGCGGGGGCGCUCGGCCGGGCCGCCCUCGCGCUGGCCUCGCGACGGCUCCGCGCCGCCCGCACUCGCUCUGCGAGCUGUCUCUGCUCGCGCUCGCUCUCGGUGCUCGGUCCCCGCUCCCUCUCCCUCUUCCUCUCCCCCUCUCUCCCUCGCUAUCCGCUCCCCCGCCCCCGUGCCUCUGGCUCUGCGCCUGGCUCCCUCGGGUCCGCUCCCCUUUCCCGCCGGCCUGGCCCGGCGUCACGCUCCUGGAGUCUCCCCGCUCGGCGUCUCGUUGUAGGAGGGGGUCAGAUCACCCCGCCGGGCGGUGGCGCUGGGGGGCAGCGGAGGGGGAGGGGCCUUAGUCGUUCGCCCGCGCCGCCCGCCAGCCUGCCGAGCGCGCUCACCGCCGCUCUCCCUCCUUGCUCUGCAGCCGCGGCCCAUGGAGCCCGCCGGCCCGGCCCCUGGCCGCCUAGGGCCGCUGCUCUGCCUGCUGCUCUUCGUGUCCUGUUCCUGUUCAGGAGCUGCAGGGGAGGACCUGAAGGUGAUUCAGCCUGAGAAGUCAGUGUCUGUUGCUGCUGGAGAGAUGAUCACUCUGAACUGCACUGUGACCUCCCAGUUGCCUGUGGGACCCAUUAUGUGGUUCAAAGGAACAGGGCAAAGCCGACAACUAAUCUACAGUUUCACAGGAGAAAAGUUUCCUCGAGUUACAAAUGUUACAGAUGCAACCAAGAGAAAUAACUUGGACUUUUCCAUCCGCAUCAGUAACGUCACCCCAGCAGAUGCCGGCACCUACUACUGUGUGAAGUUCAAGAAGGCAGACUCUGACAAGGAAUUUUUAUCUGGAGGGGGAACAGUGGUCUAUGUGCUUGCCAAACCUUCUGCACCGGUGGUAUCCGGCCCACAAAACAGAGUUACACCUGAGCAUACAGUGAACUUCACCUGCAAGUCUUUUGGCUUCUCUCCCCGGAAUAUCACCCUGAAGUGGUUCAAAGAUAAGGAUGCACUCCCCCACUUCCAGACCACCGUGAGCCCUAAGGGAGAGAGUAUCUCCUACAACAUCUCCAGCACAGCCCAGGUGGUCCUGAGAUCCGGGGAUGUUCGUUCUCAGGUCAUCUGCGAAGUAGUCCACGACACCUUGGAAAGCGGCCUUCGUGGGAUUGCUAACUUGUCUGACAUCAUCCAAGUUUCACCCAUCCUGGACGUCACCGAACAGUCCACAAGGACAGGGAACCAGGCGAACGUCACCUGCCGGGUGCAGAAGUUCUACCCCAACAAACUCCGGCUGACCUGGCUGGAGAAUGGGAACGUAUCACGGACAGACGAGGCCUCGAAUGCCACAGUGAACGGGGACGGGACCUAUAACUGGACAAGCUGUCUCCUGGUGAACAAAUCUGCCCACAGAGAGAACGUGGUGGUCACAUGCCAGGUGAACCAUGAUGAUAAGCCAGCGAUCGCCAAAAACUAUACCGUGAAGGUCCUGCACCAGAAGGAGCAGGGCAUGGACGCUACCCUUGGUAGUGACUCUCCCAAACAGAAGAACAUCUUCAUCGCGGUGGGUGUGGUGUGCGCCUUGCUAGUAGUCCUGUUGAUGGCUGCCCUCUACCUCCUCCGGAUCAAACAGAAGAAAGCCAAGGGGUCAACUUCUUCCACAAGGUUGCACGAGCCCGAGAAGAAUGCCAGGGAAAUAACCCAGAUCCAGGACACAAAUGACAUCAAUGACAUCACAUACGCAGACCUAAAUCUGCCCAAAGAGAAGAAGCCUGCCCCCCGGGUCCCUGAGCCCAACAACCACACAGAAUAUGCGAGCAUUGAGACAGGCAAAGUGCCUAGGCCAGAGGAUACCCUCACCUAUGCCGACCUGGACAUGGUUCACCUUAACCGGGCACAGCCAGGCCACAAGCCUGAGCCAUCUUUCUCAGAGUAUGCCAGUGUCCAGGUCCAGAGGAAGUGAAUGGGACUGUGGUCGGCUCUAGGGCCCAUAGCCACAAGUUUUCUUGUCCCACAUGGAGUGGCCAUGAUGAGGACAGCCCUAGAAGGCCAGAUGGCACGGGUCCUAGGACCAGGAGUAAGGGUGGCCUUUGUCUUCCCUCCUUGGCUCUCCAACACUUCCAGGGCAGCCAUGUCCCUUCUUCUGGAGGCCGGUGUUGCAGAACCAGAGGGGGGAACUGGAGAAAGCUGCCUGGAACCCAAGAAGUGUGCCUCGGCUUUCCACACACGGGUCUGGAUUCUGGUCUUGGCAACUCUGGGUUGCUUUCUUGAUGAUCCAGAGCCUGGUCUCCUAUGUGGAGAAGAGCCCCCCACCUCCACCCAACUUGGGCUUUGUGGGGGCAAGAACCCCUUUAGAUCAAACUGCCCCAUCCGCGGAAGAACUACACCAGGAGACAGCAAGUUUCCAGCCAACAGUGCUGGCCUCCCACCCGCCAGGCUGACUAGCCCUGGGGGAGAAGGAAUCCUCUCUCCUAGACCAGCAGACUCCCUGGGCAUGCUCAGUGUGGCCCCACCUCCUUUCCAGUCCCAGCUUGCUUCCUCCAGCUAGUACUAACUCAGCUGCAUCACUCUGUGGACUCCUGUAAAUUAUUGAGAAAUGUGAACUGUGCAGUCUUGAAGCUAAGGUGUUAGGAAAUUUGAUUUGUGCUGUUUGGUUGUUGUUAGGUCUAUUUUUUUUUCUUUUCUUUUUUUUUCUUAAAACAACAGCAGCAGCAUCUUGA